Messenger RNA from Closterium sp. NIES-65, 1731 nucleotides. Lineage: Eukaryota; Viridiplantae; Streptophyta; Zygnematophyceae; Desmidiales; Closteriaceae. The record is from the annotation of a GenBank genome assembly.
AUGUUUGCUACUAAGAUAACCUCGCUAACGUUUACCUUCCCAUUCCCGCAGAGGGAGGAGAUUGACAUCCAGCGACAUGAUCGCUGGCACGACUACAAACGCUGGGUCACCCACACAGCACCAUGGCUGCACCUUGGGGUACAGGUGGUAUCUGGUUCAGGCCGCCGCGGCCGGUGGGCAGUCACCACAGGAGACGGAAACCGGCGAUUCUCGGACGAUCCUGGAGGCCACGACAUUUCAAGUGCAACUCCCACGGUGCAGACCACCGGGAGCCAAGGCCGCCACGAGGGUCGUCGGAGCCCCGCGGUUGCAGCGGCAGCCAGCACGGUCCUAGAUGCACCACCCACUCAGGCUGCCCCUGAGGCCGCCACUCAGCACUGCCCUGCAGCAGCCAUUCCCGUCCCCAAUGCAGCAGCCACUCAGCUCCCACCUGCAGCAGCCACUCAGCUCCCACCCGCAGCAGCCAUUCCCGUCCCCAAUGCUGCAGCGGAUCAGCUCCCACCUGCAGCAGCCACUCAGCUCCCACCUGCAGCAGCCACUCACCUCCCACCCGCAGCAGCCACUCAGCUCCCGCCUGCAGCAGCCACUCAGCUCCCACCCGCAGCAGCCACCCAGCUCCCCCCCGCAGCAGCCAUUCCCGUCCCCAAUGCUGCAGCGGAUCAGCGCUUACCUGCAGCAGCCACUCAGCUCCCACCCGCAGCAGCCACUCAGCUCCCACCCGCAGCAGCCACUCAGCUCCCGCCUACAGCAGCCACUCAGCUCCCACCCGCAGCAGCCACUCAGCUCCCACUCGCAGCAGACAUUCCCGUCCCCAAUGCUUCAGAGGACCAGCUCCCACCUGCAGCAGCCACUCAGCUCCCACCUGCAGCAGCCACUCAGCUCCCACCUGCAGCAGCCACUCAGCUCCCACCCGCAGUAGCCACUCAGCUCCCACCCGCAGCAGCCACUCAGCUCCCACCCGCAGCAGCCACUCAGCUCCCCCCUGCAGCAGCCACUCAGCUCCCGCCUGCAGCAGCCACUCAGCUCCCACCCGCAGCAGCCACUCAGCUCCCACCCGCAGCAGCCAUUCCCGCCCCCAAUGCUUCGGAGGACCAGCUCCCACCUGCAGCAGCCACUCAGCUCGGCAUCCCGUCAUCUCCCACCCCAGCAUCCACCCCAAGCACGGCACGUGCCGCUGGACUAUCUCCCGAUGCCCGGGCAACAAGCCCGUCACUGGAAAGGGGAGCAUCGCCAAUUCACCGCACGGUAUCCACCCCAACAUCUGCACGUGGAGCGCAGAGCUCUCCCUUGCAGGGAAACAGAGAUGGAGGCAGUCGCCGCACAGCCCAUGAGAUGGGCGGCACACGCAGACGGCGCCGUUUGAAUACAUACGAGUCCCCUCAAGGUUCUAGGGGGAGCGGGCGAACCAUCGUCACUCCACAUGAGGAGAGUUUGGCGUCUAUUGCCACUGCACUGAGGGGAGGACUAACUCAUACUUUUCAACGAGACUCAAACGUGUCACUUGCACGAGCGACAGGAAUAGUAACAGCCAUGACCAACGUCUCGUAUGCGCAAAGAUAUGUCGCGAUCACACGUCUCAUUCGAAACCCUCGCGACGCUGUGGCGUUUGAAAACAUGGAUGACGGGUUGAGGCGCAUGUUCAUUGCGGCGUCCUCGCUCCAGUCGGAUGCCCGGUCGCCUUUUUACGACCCCGAUAACACAGGAGAGGGACGAGAUGAGAUAGCGGAGUAG